CUUAACAUUUGCGCGGGCACGUCAACAUACACGCUGGAAGCACAGCCUUUGCUUUCGAUAGUAGUGGUGCGCUACAGCGAAUGGAAUAGGUUACAAACAAGCAGGCACCAUACCAGAAGUGUGAGCAGUGGUUUGUGGCACAGCUCUGUCGCGGGCAACUGAUCGCUUGAAAUCAUGCUGGAUUGACUGAAGAGGCUACUACAAUCAAUGGCUUGGCUUUGAAAUCGUUAACAUUUUAUUGGAAAGGAGUGUGUGAGACAGAGGGAGAGGGAGAGCGAGGGAACAAGAGAGUGCGCACGAGUGAGAGAGGGGAGAGAGAGGUGUAAAUAAAGAUUAUUUCAACAAUGGAACUUACAAUGGAAAACAUUGGAAAUCUGCACGGCGUAUCUCAUUCUCAUCAAACGGGUGACUUAAUGAACUCUCCGCACCACGCACGGCAGUCCUUGGCGUCGCAUCGGAACUUGGUGUCGCACGGACGGUCAGCCAUGGUGUCCAGUAUGGCCUCAAUAUUAGAGGGAGCUGGGGAGUAUCGCACAGACCAUGCAUUGUCCGGUCCCUUGCACCCCGCCAUGACCAUGUCCUGCGACUCCGGGAUGACCAUGAGCAGCACUUACACUACGCUGACACCGCUGCAGCACCUGCCUCCCAUAGCCACCGUCUCGGAUAAAUUUCACCAUCAUCCUCACCCGCACGCUCACCACCAUCCGGCCCAUCAGCGUCUCACCGCCGGUAACGUCAGCGGCAGCUUCACGCUCAUGCGGGACGACAGGAGCCUUGCCUCAAUGAGCAACCUCUACGGCCACUACCCUAAAGACAUGUCCGGCAUGGGCCAACCACUGUCCCCUCUCUCCAACGGCCUCGGGUCUUUGCACAACUCGCAGCAGACUCUUGGCGCCUAUGGUCCGGGAGCCCACCUCUCCAACGACAAGAUGCUCUCGUCGGGAGGCUUCGAGUCUCACGCAUCGAUGCUGUCCCGGAGCGAGGAACACCUGGCCCGGGGAUUUGGGGGCCACGGGGCCGGGAUCAUGUCAUCCCUGAACGGUAUGCACCAUCACAGCCAUCCGCACUCUCAGGCUAACGGAUCCAUGCUCUCUGACCGGGAGAGGCAGACGGCAGGGGGCGGGCAGGGAGGUGGGUCCGGGCAGGUGGAAGAAAUAAACACCAAGGAGGUGGCACAACGAAUAACGGCGGAACUCAAGCGCUACAGCAUUCCCCAGGCCAUCUUCGCCCAGCGGAUCUUGUGUCGUUCCCAGGGAACCCUGUCUGACCUGCUGAGGAACCCUAAGCCCUGGAGUAAACUCAAGUCUGGCCGGGAAACCUUCCGGAGGAUGUGGAAGUGGCUACAAGAACCCGAGUUCCAGAGAAUGUCGGCACUCAGACUAGCAGUAGCCCGGCCUCUGCGGGAGAGAGUCGCACCGCACCCAAUUUCAGAUCAGCCCCAUUCAAGCCAUCGAUCCCAGGCAGACCGGUUGGCUGAACGCCUGCAAGCGCAAAGAGCAGGAGCAGCACAAAGACUGCAACAUGGCGCCCAAAAAGCAGCGGCUGGUCUUCACGGACCUGCAGCGCCGCACGCUCAUCGCCAUCUUCAAGGAGAACAAGCGCCCGUCCAAGGAGAUGCAGAUCACCAUCUCCCAGCAGCUGGGCCUGGAGCUCAACACCGUCAGCAACUUCUUCAUGAAUGCCCGGCGCCGCUGCGUGGACCGCUGGCACGACGAGCACGGCACCAGCCCCGGCCAGCCGGGCACCUCGGCCACCACCUUCUCCAAAGCCUGAGAGGCCAGGGGGGAGCCACGGGGUGGGAUGGGAAGGUAGUACCUCCUGUAGCCCACUCCGUUCCCAAUAUCCAUGUUGAUGCCUCAUUCGUUCCAUGCAACCACCUCUUGGUCAGUCGUAACUUUAACUACAACGAUCUGAAAGUCUCACCACUGGACUGUUAUGAAGCAAGUGAAACGUAAAGGUAACAUGUAGUCAGGUCCACACAAGGACAAUCAUCUUUUUUUUUAUUGAAUUGAGUUUCUGUUGAUGGUGUCAGUCCAUCUACACUACAGGCACCAUGAUAUGUUGCUAUGUUUAAACGAUCUCAACAUCAAGCAUCGGCCAGCCUCCCUAUCCAGGUAGUUGCUGCUGAAUCCCUCCCAGCUCUCCCCUUUGUGUCUGCUAUGAGUCUGCUCAGCCCCAUUCUCUACUCACAUUUCUCAACAAAGACAAAAGAACGUCAAUAAACCUGACAGCACACAGCCCUGUUAUCUAACCCAGUCCUGUGCGCAAGACCAUCCUAGAGAAAACAACACAACCCCAUGAAAAAACAAAAGCUCGACCGGUCUUCUCCUCCCUCUCUCCACUCCUUCUUCGCCAAAGGUAUUCCCUGAUGGCCAGCCAUUUCAGCGAGCCACUCGGAUCAUACGCCGGCAAACUAAUGAAUUGAAAAAUGAAUCGAUGCAGACAGGGAGAGGGAGCAGGGCCUUGACCCUUCCUGAAGGUGAAACAGAAGACGCUUGGCAGUAAAGAUACUCAGGUCUGCCCGGCUGCCCAGGUCUAUAUUUUUGCACAGAUGUUGGAGGCCUGCAGGGAGACUGUCGUUGCUUUGGAGAAGCAGAAGCGUCUGUGUUUGUGACCGUCGGGGAGGAGAUAUGUCUGGACAUGCUCUUUGUUCAGGAGGGAGCUGCUUUUCACUGAUCAAUACAGAAACCAAGCGACAACACGGCCAGGCAGGCGUCCAGCCAACUGUAUUACAGCUGCUGCCCGAGAAGAAUGUAAGAAGAGCACAUGGGGAACUCAAUGGAGGUGGCAACACAAUGGCCUCACCCGGCGGCAGCGUCCAGUCUACUCUGCACUGAAGGUGCCCUAGUGCCCCCUGCUGGUUAUAGGAGGAGCUGCAGACCGCAGUCCUCAGAGGAGAAGCUUCUCAGUGUGUUCCAGGGCUGGGGAGAGAGAGGCCAUGGCACAACAUUUUCAGGCCCUCGCACCUCUCUGAAGGCAGAUCAAUAGAGAGCCAUUAUCCUAUUGUUGUUCACCAGUCCUUGUUGGAUGAGGAAGUAGGAGGAGGGGAUGGUUCAACCAGCAGCCUAUACACUGGGAAAAAGAAGAGGCAGGUUUUUAGCAAACACUUCAAAUACGUUACCUUGAUAACACUCACCAAGCAAAUAGAUGACCUUGUAUCACAACAUACACGUCAGGUUAUUGAAAAGAUACAGUCAGAAACACAAACAGUUGAUAUGGAGAGAUCUCAGUUUCAUUUAGUGGACAGAGGGGUAAUGAUGGAUCCAGAAACAUUUGAGGUGCUACGGAGAUUUAGUAUUACAUCAUUGUUUACGGAAAAAUGGUGGGGAGGCUUCCUGUUUUGAAACUGAAUGACACACAGUUUAGAUGCAUCAUCCGUCUUUUACCAAAAAUAGGGAUCAGCAGAUUUGGAAAAGAGCCAAUCUUCCACUUGAUAUUCCCACCCAAUGGUUAUUGUCUGUGGCUUGCCGCGACAUACUACAGUCACAAAUGCUACAAGAACUAGUGCCAAUGCUAACUGCCUUAAUGAUAAUCAGAGAAUAUGGCAUUGCAUUCACAUACAGCUACAGUGUGCCCUACUCCUACUGAUGGGCAGUAUGUGCCAUAGCAACCCACAAUAAACUUUUAAGUGAAUUAGAAUCUGCUUUUUUAGAAAACAAAGAAAUGUACCCGAUUUUAUUAAGGCAUACAAUACCAAACCUCAAAACUAAAGAUACCACAAUAUGUUACAAAGAAAAUCCACCGACACAUACUGGACACAUUUUGAAACAGAGGAAAAUCUCUCUCGCUUUCAUUCUAUCUUUGGUUAUCUACCUCCUCUUCCCCUACCCCCUCUUUUCCCUCUCUUUCUUUCUUACACUCUAUAAUAUUGAUGCGGGUAAUUAGUACCAUAGACACAAAGUUUAUAUUUCUUGUUACUUUUGUGCUCUGUCGUGCAUAAGUAAGGCACCUUGUUGAUAAAUCAAAAAAAGACAAAUGUAAGGACUUUUUAAAAGAAAAAAAGAUGGAUGCAAGGACUGAGACCAAUGAAGGACAUCUUUUUUUGCAUUAUAUGUGAAUAUUGACGAGGAGGAGACAUCUCCCAAGAGAAGGAGAAACCAGGGAGAUGGACGAUGUAUUCUUUCGUGGCGUUUCAUGUCGGGCUGCGGUCCGUACAUCAGCACCCCUUUAAUCUGAGCCUCAAAACUGGCUGUGGAAAGGGGACGCAGCAUGACCUCCAUACGUCCUUUCUGGUUAUGUGUGUGUGUGUGGGGGGAGGGAUGAAGGUUAAAGGGGAGUUGGGACAUGGAUGCUAUCUGAAUGGUCUUAAAAUGCAACUGUAGCAUUUCCAACAAUAUAGUUAGAUUAACUGUGCAGAUUAGAUAAGACAUUGUCAUGGUAAAUGGUUUGAUAAAAUGGCUGUAAACUCACUUUGCUAUAAGCAGUGAGUUUGAAGUCUGGAACGAUGAGAAAAAUGUAUUUGUGGUACACAGUUCAGCAAGGAUAGGAUUCAGCUCUAUGUCCGUGGCUGAAAAAAUGACCUUUGUUUGUAGUGAGAACCGAUGUGGCUACCUCACUAAGCUGAGUGGUUUGUGAAACCGCCACGAAUACCAAAGAUUACUCCAGCCUGCCAGUCCCAUGCUGCCUGGGGGACACACCAAAAAGACCCCCCUCUGCCCCAACGCUGUUACAGACAGACACAACGACACAGUUAGACACACUGACAUGCUCCAUAGACACACAGUGCAGUCAGGCUGCAUUGUGCCACAAAGGAGGAGGUGGCUACCAUGCAGAUUGAGUUGAGUGCCUUUUUCCUUCAACCACGGGUGGGACUGCUCUGGACACACACACGCACAUGCACACGCACACACACACACUCACACUCAUACAUAGACAUUACAUUCAUUAUUAGAUGGACAGAAAGGGGGGCCAAAGAAAGGGGGUGGGGGCUGUGUCAGCAUUUUCUUUCAUGUUGACUUGCCAUCUUGAUACACUAGAAUCCAAGCACUUUAUCAUGUAGGAAGUCUAGAAAACAUUUUCUAUACACUAUUUAUUUGAGACAAAAAAAUAUGUUACUUCGAAUUCCUUCAAUCGCUUUGUUACCGCACAGUAGUUGCUGUCGGAGUAGCGCAGAGCCCUAGUUUCUGUAGCCUGGUGUUCUUCUGCUCUCUGUCCCUUUACCCCUCCCAACAGAGAUAUUUUUAUGUAACAGAAAGGGAGGAGGUUAAAGGGCUUGACAGAAGUCAGAAGUGACCAGGUUAUAGUUGUAAUAUCUCACCACUGCAUGCCACUCUCUCUCCACACCUGGUGCCAGAACUAAUGCUGCACUGGGCACUGGAACAGUCACUGACAAUUAUAGACUGACACAACUUCGCUCUCCCGCCACUCCCACCCUGUCUACUCUUCUCACACAUCAACCUCUCCCCCUGGCCAGAGCUAAGACUUGGUAGGCAUGUGUUGACAAUUCAUUCUGAAAUACCUCAAACCUUUCAUGUAAAGUUUAUGUAAUUUAACUUAAAAUAGUAAUGCUAAUGAUAACAAUGAUUAUGAUACUACGAUACUAUGAUAGUUAGUUUUGGAACUUGUAACUUGAAGCUUUAUACUGUUACAUUUUUGAAUUUGUUUGCUCAUUUUCUUGUCCGUUUCCUGCUUGUUUUGCUACGGCAUGUACUUAAUGUUUUCAUAAAGGAAAGACAUUGUGAAUGUUUCUGUGGAAGUUAAAAUGGGAAAAGAACAAGGGACAGGAGAGAGGAUAAGAGGAAGGAAAGAGAGAAAGAGUGCUACAAGAGCGACUUAACACAUAGUUAGCUCAGCUCUUUAAGAGGUGUGUUUUUUCAAAGACAAAAAAACCCGGAUUUGGAUCGAAUUCAAAAAAGUAUCAUUUGAAUAUUAACCAAAGGAAGACCUUUUUUACUCAUCCUAAGCUUUCUUCUGCCAUUUUGUUCUCUUUUCUCCAAAACAAUUUCACAGUUACUUUUGAAGGUUCCUGAGUGUGUUCAAGUACUCCUGAUGUUAUUAAAAUAUAAAAAACAGCACCUCUCACUGAAAGAGGGGUGCAACCUUUUUUUUCUGCAUGGAUAUUGUAUAACUGUAUAGAAACCUACAGGAAUUACCUGUGAUUUUGUGGGAGAGGAGGAAGGAAAGACUGGGGGUGGGUGGAGGGGGGUAUUUGGUAAAAAGGGGGGGUUGGGGUUUGGCGUUGGAGGGGUCUUUGUUUUUAGACUUUUUGUCACUGUUGGAUUCACUGGUUGUGUGCAUGUGUUGUUUCAACCCUUUCCCCCUCCCCAAUGUAUAUAAAUCCUGACAGUAGGGGGCAGUGUGCUGGGGAGAUUCCACUCCUCCUCUCCAAUCAAUCUCAUUCAAUCUCAUUCCUCAGCCUGGCUACUAACAAGGUCCUGUUGGUGGCUGUCCUGCUUUUCCAAGGCCGGGUUGUUUCCUUGGAGUUAAUCAGAGGGACUAAGCCACAGGCCUGGGUGUAGCUGCCUAUAUGUACUGUAUGUCUCAUCCUUUUCUUUCAUCUGUGUGUAUGUGCGUGUGCAUUUGAAUUUAUGUGAAAAAUUGUUCUUUCUUUGGGUUCUAAUCUUUUUCAUGCAAAAUGUAAACAUUUACCAACCAACCAGUACGUUGGAAACUGACCCCUCCAACCAGAGAUGUUCUCAUCUUCUGUCAAAUAGCAUAUGUGCAUCAUUUCCCCUUGGGAUGUAAAGUUGCCAGACGGCCUGCAGUCAGACCCCGUUACCACCCCCAGUCACACUGUGCUCUCCCUCUUCUGGUACCUGUUAAUCAAUCAGAACCAAGUGUCUUUGUGAUGGUAGAAGACAAUCAGUUUCAAAACAAGGAAAAGGUAGAGAGAGGACAGGCCGGUAGGGGGGAUUGGGAGGAGAAAUCAGGAAAAGAGGCUCUCCGGGUCGUUUACUGCUGUAGUGCCCCAACUGCCAAAAUAUGCCCACAACCCACUACCCCACACUCCAAUACACUCCCUAUCAUAAAUCUCAUCACAAGCCACACAUGUAGUAGGGUGGCAAGUAGCCUAGUGGUUUAGACGGUAGGGCCAGUAACCAAAAAGGUUACUGGUUCAAAUCCCGAGCUGACUAGGUGAAAAAUCUGUCAAUACGCCCUUGAACAAGGCACUUAACCAUAACUGCUCCUGUAUGUUGCUCUGUCUGCUAAAAUGUAAAAUCAUCCCAAACAUUUAGCCCUUACCUUGAGAAACUCUUACUCUGACAUCCCUUGUCUAUAAUAGUAACCAAUUUCUGAUCAAGGACACACAACAACAUUCCCUCUCACCUGUCGAUCUCACAUGCCUUCACUCACUGACACUGUAUUGUGUGGGAGCAAAACGACACAAUGCAGUGCAAAACAGUUAUCACUAUAUUUCCCAUCUAACCCCUCUCCUUCUGAUCUAAUGUUGACAAAACCAGCCGUGAGAGAUAAGAGGAUCUGGCUGGUGGCUUUUGCACAGAAAUCUAUGCAAACACCUGACCCCCCCAAUCUUAGUCAUUGCUGCUGGGUCAGAGUGUACAACCUUCUAUCCCCCACCUACCCUUUCCAUUUCAUGACACCUGCCCUUCCCGGUUCCCCCCAGAGUGGGUCUAGCAGCUGCAGACACUCAGGGUACUGUAGAGUGCCUGGAGAGGAGAGGCACUACAGCACUGACUCUCUAGUGGCUACCAGACUGUGUUUUUACUAGAUUUUAGAACGGUCCCAAACUGCCAUUGACAUGACAUGGAGUCCAUGCCCAUACACGGGUAGCCUAAAUCAUUUUGCUACAUGGUCACACGUUACAAUGUUGGAUAGUCUCUGUUUAAGGACAAGGAAGGCCCCAGUCAAUCAAUGCAGACAUCCAAAUGGACCAUAGUUUACAAAAGCUUCAAAAGGCAAGGGUGACUUUCAGUAAACACAUACAAACUCAUACAGACACACACACUCACAUACAUGGAAUUAAAGUCUGCCAUUUGAGAGCGUAUGCAAAAACCAAAGAUGAAAUCAGAGGAAUGAAAAUCUGACCACUGAACCAAGACAAUGGCCAGCUCUCAAAGCUGCUCUAUUGAUUCCGUGAAUGAUUCCAACACUGGCCAUGUAAACAUUCACACACACACACACACACACACACACACACACACACACACACACACACACACACACACACACACACACACACACACACACACACACCUGUGCGUCCAGCCUCUGGUCUGAGAGCCUCUUUUCCCUCCUCCCACUGCAGAAGCCGGAGAGCCUGUGGAUAACGUUUUGUUUAGCUCUAGUGGAGACUUUUGAGAUGGAAAAAAAUCUGAGUAAUAGCUAACUGUUACAGAAAAUAAAAACUUAAAAGGAUAAUAUGGGUAAAUUGCGUGUUUUGAAAUAAAUUAACAAAUAAAACAAGGAUAAAACAUC
Molecule: messenger RNA, 8376 nt
Organism: Salmo salar (Atlantic salmon)
Lineage: Eukaryota; Metazoa; Chordata; Actinopteri; Salmoniformes; Salmonidae
Source: RefSeq, a predicted model, not a curated record